This is a messenger RNA of Coturnix japonica (Japanese quail), 1978 nucleotides long. It is a transcript of the gene NECAP2, whose product is annotated as NECAP endocytosis associated 2. Lineage: Eukaryota; Metazoa; Chordata; Aves; Galliformes; Phasianidae. Gene Ontology annotation, biological process: endocytosis. Gene Ontology annotation, cellular component: clathrin vesicle coat; membrane. The record is from RefSeq and is a predicted model, not a curated record.
UUCCCCUCCCCGUUGCGGGAGGUACCAUAGAGUCGCCGGCGCCCUUCCGUCGUGCUGGCGGCCAUGGAGGAGGAGGACUACGAGGCGGUGCUGUGCGUGAAGCCGGCCGUGCACGUCUACCGGGUGCCGCCGAGAGCGUCCAACCGCGGCUACAGAGCUGCGGAGUGGCAGCUUGACCAGCCAGCAUGGAGUGGCAGGCUGCGCAUCACCGCCAAGGGCAAGACUGCCUUCAUCAAGCUGGAGGACAAGACCUCAGGAGAGCUUUUUGCCCAGGCCCCCGUGGAGCAGUUCCCUGGUAUUGCUGUGGAGAGUGUGACAGACUCCAGCAGAUAUUUCGUCCUUCGGAUCGAGGAUGGCAAUGGCCGCCGUGCUUUCAUUGGAGUUGGAUUUGUCGAUCGAGGGGAUGCUUUUGACUUCAACGUCGCUCUCCAGGACCAUUUUAAGUGGGUGAAGCAACAGAACGAGCUGGCCAAGCAGGCUGAGAACCCUGACCAAGCACCCAAACUGGACCUGGGCUUCAAGGAGGGGCAAACCAUCAAGCUUAACAUUGCGAAUAUGAAGAAGAAGGAAGGAGCAGCAGGGAACCCCAGACCACGUCCUGCAGGCCCUGGGGGCCUGAGUUUACUCCCACCACCUCCAGGAGGAAAAUCUUCCAUGCCAACUCUUCCUUCUGGAGAGCAGCUGCCAUCUUCACACCCCACACCCACCCAGCUCCCCGGAACCCCCAUCACAGACUCCCUGCUGUCCUGGCCACAACCCGCUGCUGCUCCUUCUGCCCCUGCCACCGACGUCUGGGGUGACUUCUCCAAAGCUUCAGGGUCAGAUUCGAACCAGACGCAGGCAAAUGCAGGCUGGGUGCAGUUCUGAACCAGCUCCUUGCAGGCACUGGAGGAUGAUCGUGCUGAUUUCUGCAGGACCAAAGCAGCAGUGGGAAGUGCUCCUGCUGCUUAAGGACACCUCACUUGUCGCUUAUGGUGCCAUCACACUCCCUUGGUCCCCUCUGACAAGAAACAAGACCCCAAAAUCUGGUGCUGGAGUUAAAAAGCAGAAAUAGGUGCUGGUUGACAAAUGAACACGUGCCUUACAAAACUCCAUGCCAGAACCCUCAGAGCUGAGGGCCUUUUCUGGGUAUUUUCUGCCUGGAUCACUGCAAGCCAUUGGGGCUUCAGUGACCUUUCCUGUGCCUUCCUUCCUUCCUUCCUUACUGCACUAACAGGGCUGCAAAACUGUGGCAGCUUCAUGGCACCCUGUGUCUCCUCAGGGUGCUGAUAGAGGAUUCAGCUGGCAGCGCUUUUGCUGCCCGAUAUGGGCAUUUUUUCCUCUCAAUUCUGAUGCAAUAGAGGUGGGCUGAGGUUUGCAGCUGCAUCACCACCUCCACUUUUCUCCUCCGUGCAUUUGGGCUACUGAAAUCAUUCAGUCUGGCAAACAGUGGGGAGCAUCUUGGAGCCUUGUUGUGUGCAAGGCCUUGCUUUGUCUGCUGCUCACAGCACCACGCAGGCAAUAUCCAGCCCAGAUGCUGAGCAUCACCCCUGCUAUUUCCUUGCACUCCCUGCGGGGAUGGGGAGCACGACCUCUGUGUGCUGGUAAAUAUGAGCACAGUGAAGAUCCUAUUUCCCUGCUCUGAUAAGGUUGUUCUAUAUGGGGUGGGGGUUUUUUUCCCCUCUAUUUUGAAGAGAUUUUUUAUUCUUCAUGCAGAGACUUUAUUAUUGGACUCUAUGCAAUGAAAAACAGACUUGGUCUCUUCAACAGAGCUGGGCUUUAGAUUCCUCUUUAAAAGAAACUCCCAAGUCUUUUCUUACCUAUUUAUAUUACGGUGAAGGCCUUUCACAGGACAGAGUUCUGCUAUUUGUUUCAGUGUUUAUGAUGAUUUCCAUUCCCAACCAGACUGGUGAGCAUUUCCAUUUCAGAGCUGACCUUACAGCACACAGGGUGAGAGAUGUCACACAUCCAAGUGAACAAUAAAACCAGUUUGAUGCCA